AUGAAUGAUUUUGCAAAAUAUCUUGUUGCAUUUAUUGCAAUUAUCAUACAAAAUGUUGCCGCUAGUAAUAUAAGUUCAUCUGGCGAAAAAUCAGUUUUUGCCCAUUUUAUUGUUGGUAAUGCUGCUAGUAUGACACUUGAAGAUUGGAAAUCUGAUAUUGCUUUAGCACAGACUGCUCAUAUUGAUGGAUUUGCCUUGAAUAUAGCUUCGAAUGAUGGUACUAAUGAUGCUAUAUUGAACAUUGCCUAUGAAGCUGCCGAAACCUUGAAUUUCAAAAUGUUUUUGAGUUUUGAUUAUGCCUCCACCGGGGCUUGGUCUUCUUCGGCUGUAAUUUCAACUAUCAAUAAGUACAAAACAUAUCUGGCACAAUUUCACUAUAGUGGUAAACCAUUAGUUUCCACUUUUAUCGGAUCCUCAAACAAAGGCGACUGGGCAAAUAUCAAAGAGCAGACUGGGUGCUUCUUCAUGCCGGAUUGGACUGAUUUGGGUACGCCAGAGGUAGUGGCUGCCGAAACAGUGAUCGAUGGUGCAUUUAGCUGGGAUGCUUGGCCUAAUGGUCCAAAUAAUAAGACAACUAUUUCUGAUACUGAAUAUAAAAGUUCCUUGGAAAGCAAACCUUAUAUGAUGCCAGUAUCUCCAUGGUUCUAUACCAAUCUUCCUCAGUGGGAUAAGAAUUGGUUAUGGCGAGGUGACGACUUAUGGUAUGAGAGAUGGUUGCAAGUUUUGGAUAUCAACCCAGCAUUAGUUGAAAUAAUAUCUUGGAAUGAUUUUGGUGAAUCACAUUAUAUUGGUCCUAUUUAUGAGAUGGGAAUUCCUUCAGGCGCUUCUUGGUAUGUGGAUGGAAUGAAACACGAUGGCUGGAGGGCACUUUUGCCAUUUUUCAUAGACGCGUAUAAAAGCGGUGAACUAAAUGCAAAGCCAACUGAAGAUGUACUUUCGUUUUGGUAUAAGAUAACUCCAAACACUGCAGGUGGCACAGGUGGUACCACUGGAAACACUGCAAGUCAAGGUCAGACUAUUUAUCCAGUUUCCGAAGUCUCAGAAGACCUUAUCUUCGUAAGCGUCAUUGCGAAAAAUACAGCUACGUUAUCUAUCCAGAUAGGAGGAACUUCUUCUAUCACUUCAUUCCCAAUAAGUGCUGGUCCCAAUUUUUAUAGUAUUCCAAUGGGGAAGUCUUCAGGAUCACCGAUAUUCACCUUGUCAAGAAAUAACAAAACUGUGAAAAAUGUAACGGGUCCUACAAUUUUGCAAACAGCAACCAAUGGAUUAGUUAAUUUCAAUGCUUACUCCGGAUCUGCCUGA
Molecule: messenger RNA, 1302 nt
Organism: Saccharomycopsis crataegensis
Lineage: Eukaryota; Fungi; Ascomycota; Saccharomycetes; Ascoideales; Saccharomycopsidaceae
Product: glycoside hydrolase family 71 protein
Exons: 1
Coding region: 1-1302 (433 amino acids)
Molecular function (GO): glucan endo-1,3-alpha-glucosidase activity
Source: RefSeq, a predicted model, not a curated record